AUGGCGCCCCAUGAGCAAAACGAGCAGAGACUCAUAAUUACCUCAAAUCGCCUUCCACUUUCCGUCAAACCCAAAGACGGCACUUACGAGGCGAUUCCUUCCAGCGGGGGAUUGGUGACCGCUCUAAAGGGAUUGAGCUUUCAUGCCUAUCUAUGGCUAGGCUGGCCCGGGGUCGAUAUCAAUGAACGGGACAGAGAAAGCGUCGACAAAGCCCUGGCCAAAGAAAAUGCCUCUGCAGUAUACCUAGAUGAGAACCUGGCUCAGAGUCAUUAUAAUGGAUUCUCUAACGGUGUUUUAUGGCCCACGUUACAUUACCAGUCGGAUGCAUCCUUCGAUAACGAGACAUGGGACGCGUACCAGCGUGUAAAUAAGAUCUUCGCUGAUCGAAUCAGUGAAGAGGCGGCGGAUGGUGAUCUAAUAUGGGUGCACGAUUAUCACCUACUCCUACUGCCACGUCUAUUGCGUGAGCGCCUGCAUGCGCAAAACAAAAGAUGCGCUAUAGGAUUUUCUUUGCACACCCCUUUCCCAGCAGAUGAUUUUUGGAGAGGCCUUCCUGUUCAGAAAGCGUUGCUCGAUGGUGUCCUUGGUAGCGACCUCGUUGGCUUCCAUACGGACGAGUAUAAGACGAACUUCGCUGGCGCUUGCAGAUCUCACAUUGGUGCAGAAAUUGAAGGCGACAAUAUCUACUACAACGACCGUACUAUUAGCAUUGAUAAAUAUGUCGUUGGGAUUGACUGCCAGAGAUUUGCUGAUGCACUCGAUGAUCCUGAGGUUCAGGCUGAAGUUCAGCAGAUUGAAACCCAAUAUAAGGACAAAACGAUCAUAAUCGGCGUGGACCGCAUGGACUAUACGAAAGGAUUGCCCGAAAAAUUGCAGGGCUUCCGAGUCUUCCUCGAUCAAUACCCUGAAUGGAGUAAAAAGGUUGUGCUAAUACAGAUCGCCAUUCCCAGUCGCGAAGAUGUCAAGAAAUACCAGGAUUUGGAGGGGGAAGUGAGCAAGUUGGUGGGCCAAAUCACUGGGCAAUAUGCUACUCCCACAUCGACACCAUUGAUCUAUAUUCACCGCUCAGUUUCUUUUGCGGAGCUUACAGCUCUAUAUUCGGUGUCUGAUGUCUGUCUCCUCACUUCCCGCCGGGACGGAAUGAACCUUGUUGCUUCCGAGUAUGUUGCUUGCCAAGAGGCUCGACACGGUGUGUUGGUGCUCUCUGAGUUUACCGGUGCAUCAGCCUUCAUGAAACGCGGCAGUCUGUUGUUCAAUCCUUCUAGUGCAGAUAGCCUCUCAAAUGCACUUUACGAGGCUGUUACAAUGGAGAAGGAGGAUAGGAAGAAGAUGUACGAAGAGUUGCGGAGUUUUGUCACCACCAAUACCAGUGCGAACUGGACGGAGACUUUCGUUGGGGAUUUGACGAAAUUGCAGAAAUAG
Penicillium psychrosexuale is the source of this 1422-nucleotide messenger RNA. Its product is annotated as trehalose-6-phosphate synthase. Bases 1 to 1422 code for a protein of 473 amino acids. The transcript is spliced from 5 exons. The record is from RefSeq and is a predicted model, not a curated record. NCBI's taxonomy places the organism in Eukaryota, Fungi, Ascomycota, Eurotiomycetes, Eurotiales, Aspergillaceae. Gene Ontology annotation, molecular function: catalytic activity. Gene Ontology annotation, cellular component: alpha,alpha-trehalose-phosphate synthase complex (UDP-forming); cytosol. Gene Ontology annotation, biological process: trehalose biosynthetic process; cellular response to heat.